CUGUGAGUUCCGUAAUUUUUACUGAACAUUUCUCUCCGUGUGGUGAAUUUUUAUUUUCCGCCGGUCGUGUUGGUUUGAUUCGAGCGCGAUGAGUGGGUCAGGGAAGGGUCUGCUGGGCAUGUGGCUGUACAGGAGGGGAGAGGAGUGGGCAAUCAAGGAAGGAAGCCCCAUGCAUAAAGCUAAAGAUAUGCCGAUGAUCGAGAAAGACGAGCAAUCGGACACGAAGAAUUCCGUUGUUUUUUCCCUGAAGGAUCAGGUCGGAGGAUUAGCUCGAGCACUCCAAGUAUUUCAAGAUUUGGGGGUGAAUGUCGUGCAUAUUGAGUCGAGGAAGUCCGUUCGACGUGGCUCGGAGUACGAGAUACUCGUGGAUGUUGAGUGUGAGCCCAAGAGGAUGGAACAACUCAUGAGAAUGCUGAGUAGGGAGGUUGCUGCUAUCAAUUUGUCGCAGUAUGAACAGAUUGGCAGUGUUCCACGCCCACCAUGUCUUUCGGCUGCACCAAGUUUCGAUUUUAGUGAAGUCGAUAUGCCAUGGUUUCCUCGCAAAAUAUCCGAUCUUGAUCAGGCACAGAAGGUCUUGAUGUAUGGAACCGAGUUGGAUGCCGAUCAUCCAGGAUUUAAAGAUCCUGUAUAUAGAAAACGUCGGGAGCAAUUCGCGGACAUAGCUAACAACUACAGACACGGCCAGGCUAUUCCACGAGUGCAGUAUACACCCGACGAGAUAAAAACCUGGGCUACUGUCUUUCGUGAAUUGCAUCAACUCUAUUUGAAGCAUGCGUGCAAAGAGUACCUCGAUAAUUGGCCUAAACUGGUGAAGUAUUGUGGGUACAGGGAAGAUAAUAUCCCACAAUUACAAGAUAUUUCCAACUUCCUGAAACGAAUGACUGGAUUUCAACUGCGACCAGUCGCCGGGUAUUUAUCACCCCGCGACUUCCUCGCCGGUCUGGCAUUUCGAGUUUUCCACUGUACGCAGUACAUACGACACUCUUCAGAUCCAUUCUACACGCCGGAACCGGACUGUUGCCACGAGCUCCUGGGGCACAUGCCCCUCCUCGCCAACCCCAGUUUCGCCCAAUUCUCCCAAGAGCUUGGACUAGCAUCCCUGGGAGCCUCGGACACAGACAUCGAUAAGCUCGCAACUCUCUAUUUCUUCACCGUUGAAUUCGGUCUCUGUAAACAAGAUGGCGUCCUCCGAGUCUAUGGAGCGGGUCUCCUUUCUUCAGUAGCGGAACUCCGACAUGCGGUCACUACGGAAGAAAAAAUAUUACGAUUCGAGCCGGAAAUCACCUGCAAGCAGGAAUGCAUUAUCACGGCUUUUCAAAAUGCUUAUUAUUACACGGAGAGCCUCGAAGAAGCUAAAGAGAAGAUGCGAGCUUUCGCUAAUCAGAUUCAACGACCCUUCGGCAUUCGUUACAAUCCUUACACCCAAUCGGUGGAGGUUCUCACAGACGCCCAGAAGAUAACAGCCCUCGUGAGUGAACUUCGGGGCGAUCUCUGCAUAGUGUCAAACGCCCUCCGAAAGAUCCAGGAGCAAGACGAUACGGUCGACAUCGAGAGGAUAACGAGUCUCCUGACCCAAGGAAUCGACUUACCCCAGGACUCUUCGUCCUCAGACAGCGACGACGGCGACAAAAGCCCGAAUGUCCACGAGCCUGAAAGGAACAUCGAGAACAGAUCGAACGAGGAGGAAUACCAUCCCGAUCCCAGUCUACUAGACCGUCAACGUUGAACGUAAAUAUUCGAUGGUUUACAAAUAAAGUAAUUCAAAUAUAGAACAUCAAAUAUAAAUCAACGAUAAUUUUUUUUCGAUCAGGAAAUUAUGAAUGAUUUUUUUUCAGUUUUAAUUUGAAAAGCAAUGGAAAAUUAAAAAGUUAGUUUUUAGUUUUGCGUCGAUUCUAUCAAAAAUUUAAAACAAUUCCGCACAUUUUUCUUCAGCAGAAGCAUUUAAUGAAAAGAUUCAGUGUCAGAAAAUUAACGUGUUUAAUUUUCCUAUUCAAUUUGUUUAAUUGAGAUGUUUUCCAUUGCAAUUCCGCGGAAUGAAAUUCUCAACAUUUUUUUACUGUAUUUUUUUUUUCAUAAAAAAAAGAAGAAAAAAAUCUGUCGAUCCUUCCUAUAGAAAAGCUAGGCGAUUUUUUAAUAGAAUUCCCUAGCAAGUGUUAGAUUCUUCAAUUUUUUUCGCAGAUGACAUUCUCCAUUCAAUUUUCAUAUUCAACGAUGAAAAAAUUUACUGCAAAACAAUUUCCAAUUUGGCAAUUGAAAAUUCAAUAACGACACCUCUGGAAUUAUUGAACAUAAAUAUUAAAAUUAAAUAUGAUGUUUCAACUCGUCUCUAGUUAUAAUCAGCUGACAUAGCUCCCCCUCACCUUGUGUACCUGUUGAAAAAUGCUUAUAAUAUUGAUGUUGACAAAUAUAUUAUCUCCCAAAUAAAAAUGAACAAUAAAUUUGAUCUGAAGUCUG
This is a messenger RNA of Diachasma alloeum, 2454 nucleotides long. RefSeq names its product tryptophan 5-hydroxylase 1 (gene Trhn). Gene Ontology annotation, biological process: aromatic amino acid metabolic process; serotonin biosynthetic process. The record is from RefSeq and is a predicted model, not a curated record. NCBI's taxonomy places the organism in Eukaryota, Metazoa, Arthropoda, Insecta, Hymenoptera, Braconidae. Gene Ontology annotation, molecular function: iron ion binding; tryptophan 5-monooxygenase activity. The transcript is spliced from 12 exons. The coding region runs from base 89 to 1726 and encodes 545 amino acids. Gene Ontology annotation, cellular component: neuron projection.